Molecule: messenger RNA, 3277 nt
Organism: Xyrauchen texanus (razorback sucker)
Lineage: Eukaryota; Metazoa; Chordata; Actinopteri; Cypriniformes; Catostomidae
Product: protein-tyrosine kinase 2-beta-like
Exons: 31
Coding region: 199-3051 (950 amino acids)
Biological process (GO): protein phosphorylation; signal complex assembly
Cellular component (GO): focal adhesion; cytoskeleton
Molecular function (GO): ATP binding; protein tyrosine kinase activity
Source: RefSeq, a predicted model, not a curated record
GUGGGGUGUGUCCAAAACACACAUUUGAGUAAUGCACAGCUAUCACUAUCUUAGAUUGGAAGUGUUUGAAAUAAACAAUCACUGGACAAGAGAGAAAAUGUUGGAUUGAACAGCAGUUCUUGCUCAGGGGAUCAUAGUAAUGCCGGAGUAAACUCGUUCACACGUCAAAGUCAUGGAGCCCCUCAAGCCUUUAUAGAGAUGUCAGGUGACACCAGUACAUUGUCAUGGAAACCGCCUCCAGCCGGCCUGCCACAGGGGUCAACCAUUGAGAUGGAGAAUAAAUGCAGUGGGCCGGUGAAAAUCCUCAAAGUGUGCUUCAUAAGCAACAGCGCCAACCUGGGCAAGAACUUCAAACUGGUCAAAUGUGAAAGUUCCUGGAAUAUCAGGAAAAUCAUUGAGUCCAUUCUGGACAGCGGGCGCCUUGGUCCCAGCAUCAAGUUUCCGGAAUGCUACGGUCUGCUGCUCAAACACCUCAAAUCAGACGAGGUUCACUGGCUGCACCCAAACCUAACCGUAGCAGACGUGGAGCGGAAAUAUGAACAACAACAUGUUGAGGCAGAGUGGAGAUAUGAUUUAAGGAUCCGAUACAUUUUGCCUGAUUUCCUUGAGGAGUUAAAAGAAGACAAAACAACUAUGCUCUACUUCUACCAGCAGGUUCGCAGUGACUACAUGCAGCACAGCGCUAGCAGAGUCAGUGAUGGGAUGGCCUUACAGUUGGGCUGUCUUGAGAUCAGGAGAUUUUAUAAAGACAUGAAUGCUCACGGACUGGAAAAAAAAUCGAAUUUUGAGUUACUUGAGAAAGAUGUUGGCCUGGAAUUGUUUUUUCCUCCAGAAUUAAUUCACAGUAUGAAGCCGAAGCAGCUGAGGAAACUGAUCCAGCAAACGUUCCAACAGUUUUCUUUGCUAAAGGAGGAGCAGUGUAUCAUGAAGUUUUUUGAGACGUUAUCUGUGUUUUCAAGUUUUGAAGAGGAAGUAUUUCCUUGUGAGCUGGUGCAAGGUUGGAGUGUGUCUGUGGAUCUGGUUAUCGGCCCCAAAGGUAUUCGGCAACGGACAGACAAAAGCUGUGUGCCUGUCUGUCUAGCCACUUUUGCACAAAUUCAAAGUAUUAAAUGCUCUCUUCAAAAUGAUGGCAAGGUGCUGUUAAAUAUACAUAUAGAAGGAGCUAAACAGCCUUUGUCCAUCAGCACAUCCUCUCUGGCUAUUGCUGAGAACAUGGCUGAUUUAAUCGACGGCUACUGUCGUUUAGAGCACGGCAAGGAGAUGUCUUUAAUAGUGCAGCCUAGUAAAGACAGAGAAACCAGAAUCUUUCUUCCUCCUUUACCCGGCAGUAAGGAAAAUAGCAGAUCUGGCGGAGAAAGCACAAAUUCAGAUAUUUAUGCAGAGAUACCAGAAGGUAAACCAGAUACAACAGGUAAAUUCAGCCUCUCGCGGAAUGAUAUUGUCCUCGGCCGAAUUCUGGGUGAAGGUUUCUUUGGUGAAGUUCAUGAUGGCAUCUACAAAAGCAAGUCAGGGGAUAGAGUGAAUGUGGCCGUAAAAACAUGCAAAGACUGCACAGCUGACGUCAAGGAAAAAUUCAUGAGUGAAGCUUUGAUCAUGAAGAAAUUGGACCAUCCGCACAUCGUGAGACUGAUAGGAAUUAUAGAAGAGGAUCCAGUGUGGAUUGUUAUGGAGCUUUACCAGUAUGGAGAGCUAGGAAAUUACCUGAUGGAUAACGGGCACAAACUGACUAAUGUAACCCUGAUGCUGUACAGUCUGCAGCUCAGUAAAGCUCUGGCUUACCUAGAGGGCGUCAAUAUGGUACACAGAGACAUUGCUGUAAGAAACGUGCUAGUCGCUAAACCAGACUGCAUAAAGUUGGGAGACUUUGGCUUGUCCAGAUAUAUAGAAGAAGAGGAGUAUUAUAAAGCGUCUGUGUCUCGAUUACCCAUCAAAUGGAUGGCUCCAGAGUCCAUCAACUUCAGACGGUUUACCUCGGCGAGUGAUGUCUGGAUGUUCGCUGUGUGUAUGUGGGAGAUCAUGAGUCGAGGUCAGCAGCCUUUCUUCUGGCUGGAGAACAAGGAUGUGAUCAACCAGUUGGAGCAGGGGGUUCGUCUGCCCAAACCCGAGCAGUGCCCGCCCACCCUCUACUCUCUCAUGACCCACUGCUGGGCCUACGUCCCUCAAGAGAGACCCAGUUUCGCUGAACUUGUGUGCAAGCUGAGUGAUCUCCACAAAAUAGAGAUUCAAGAAGAGGACGACCAGCAGAGAUACAGAGCACGCUCCAUGAAUACACUCUCAAGAAUACCUGUUAAUGACGCUCCACCUAAGCCAUCAAGAAUAAAAGCAUCCGGCUUUAACACUCUCGGCCCACGGCAACAUUAUCAGGAACGGGGGUUUUUGGAGCCCAGCAGUAAGGAAGAUGCCCAGCAUCUGUGGGAAUUGGAGCGACAGCAUGUGCAGGCGACUUUAAAGAGACAGAAACAGGAAAUGCUGGAGGACAACCAGUGGUUGGAGAAAGAAGAGAAGCUUCUGGAUCCAUUUGCCAAUGAUGACACACUGGCCAAAGUGAUGUCAGAAAACAAGACAGACCAAGCUCAUUUCCAAGGUCCCCCAGAGAAGCCCCCGCGGGUGUCCGCUCAGCCGGCUCCCACAGCAGAACUGGACCGUACAAAUGAUAUGGUCUACCAUAAUGUCAUGGAGAUGGUGAAGGUGGUGGUUCAGCUAAAGAAUGAUGUCAACACAUUACCGGCCUCCGAGUACGUCAACGUUGUGAAGUCGGUAGGGAUGACACUGCGCAGUCUAAUCCACAGUGUGGAAGAGAUUCUACCAACUCUUCACGAGUCCGUCAGAUCUGAGAUUGAAGGAACUCAGAAGCUGUUGAAUAAAGAUCUGGCCGAGUUGAUCAGUAAGAUGCGUCUGGCUCAGCAAAACUCCAUCACUUCUCUGAAAGACGAGUGUAAGAAACAGAUGCUGGCCGCCGCUCACACACUCGCCAUGGACUCCAAAAACCUGCUGGACGCUGUGGACCAGUCCAGAGUACGAGCCAAUGUAGCCAAACCCCUCACACCGUAGAUCUGAUCUCUGGAUGCUGGACGGGUGUGUUAAUGCAAAAUGUAGAAUGGAGGAUGAAUUAAAUUAUAAAUGACCUGGCACAACUUGCUUUAUUUAUGCUUCUGAAUAUUGUUGUGAAAUUGAGAAAUAUGCUUGUGGUCAUUUUUAUUUCAAAAGUCAGUUUGAUGUCCGGAAUGUUUGUGGAAAUAAACAACAAGCUUGUGCAGUUUUGUCAUCUCGAAGCAUU